This is a messenger RNA of Ostrea edulis (European flat oyster), 1452 nucleotides long. RefSeq names its product N-acylglucosamine 2-epimerase-like. Gene Ontology annotation, biological process: carbohydrate metabolic process; N-acetylmannosamine metabolic process; N-acetylglucosamine metabolic process. Lineage: Eukaryota; Metazoa; Mollusca; Bivalvia; Ostreida; Ostreidae. Gene Ontology annotation, molecular function: N-acylglucosamine 2-epimerase activity. The transcript is spliced from 9 exons. The record is from RefSeq and is a predicted model, not a curated record. The coding region runs from base 123 to 1316 and encodes 397 amino acids.
CAUCUCUAUCUGGAAUAGGCUAUCUGCGGCCCACUUUGAUGCUUAUGUCAAUGUUUAUCUACAUUUAGAGAUAAACUGGAGGACACGUCUGUACAUUACCUGCCUGAAACCGACCAUUAGAAAUGAGUGUAAAUCGCCUUGCGUAUUUCUACGACAAAAUUAGGAAAGACUUGGAUAGAACGGUACAGUUUUGGAGACAACAUUCACAGGAUGAGGAAUAUGGGGGAUUUUUCAAUUGCCUAAGUAAAGAAGGAAAGGUGUAUGAUGAAACCAAACAUGUUUGGCUACAGGCAAGACAGGUCUGGAUGUAUGCUCGAUUGUACAACGAAAUGGAAAGAUUCAGGAAUGAAGAUUUACUCCAAGGAGCUAUUAGAGGAGCAGACUUUCUGAUGAAAAAUGUAAGGGACCCCGACACAUACAAAUGUUCUUUAAUCGUUACCAGAGAAGGAAAUCCCAUCAAAAUCCAGAGGACCCUCUUCUCAGAGUGUUUCUAUCUGAUGGCCAUGUCAGAAGUUGCUAGGGCAACUGGAAUAGAGAAAUACAAGAAAGAGGCACUGGCAAUGAUGGAUAAAAUAAUAGGCUGGAUUCAGGUUCAUGGAGAGGGUUUAGGUAGACCAAAAUUAUCUGGUAAAAGACCAUGCAGUAUGUUGGCAAUUCCAAUGAUGACACUGUGUAUCAUAGAUCAACUAAUAACCAUGGAUCCAAGCCUCAAGUAUGAUGAUCUGACAGAAUGGGCGCUAGAAGACACGUUGAAGCAUGUUCAGAGAAACGGUACGAUCAUACUGGAAACGACUACUUGUGAUGGCAAGGAGAUGUCAGGUUGUGCAGGCCGACUCAUGUUACCAGGUCACGCCAUAGAAGCUGGAUGGUUCCUGUUACGUCAUGCCACGCGUUCUGGUGACGAUGAGCUGAAAAGGAUGGCAAUCAACAGCUUCAUUGUAUGUCCUUUUGAAUAUGGCUGGGACAUGGAAUAUGGCGGCCUGUUCUACUUUAUGGAUGCAGAUGGCUGGAGUCCUGUACAGUUAGAAUGGGAUAUGAAACUUUGGUGGGCCCACAACGAGGCUCUCAUUGCCUUCCUAAUGGCCUACAAGGAAACCAAGGACCCUGCUCAUUUGGACAAAUUCGCUCAAAUAUUUGACUACAGUUAUUCACAUUUUGUUGAUGAGAAAAAUGGAGAGUGGUUAGGGUAUCUCAGAAGGGAUGGUUCUGUCAGCUUAGAUUUCAAAGGUGGACCUUGGAAAGGUUGCUUUCAUGUUCCUCGAAGUCUGAUGAUGUGCGAACAAAUGCUGAAGGAAUUACUGCAAAGCACUGAAUGACAAAGACAUUGACAAACCUAACAUUUCCCUCCAAACUUUGUUAUAUAUACUAAAAUGGAAGAACACCUGAAUAACAUGCAACAAUGGACAACGCAAUCAACCAAGGUGUUAAUAAAAUUCUAAGAAAUGAAAUAAA